Messenger RNA from Glycine soja, 1690 nucleotides. Its product is annotated as calcium uptake protein, mitochondrial-like. Gene Ontology annotation, biological process: calcium import into the mitochondrion; mitochondrial calcium ion homeostasis. The transcript has 9 exons. Gene Ontology annotation, cellular component: uniplex complex. The coding region runs from base 120 to 1295 and encodes 391 amino acids. Lineage: Eukaryota; Viridiplantae; Streptophyta; Magnoliopsida; Fabales; Fabaceae. The record is from RefSeq and is a predicted model, not a curated record. Gene Ontology annotation, molecular function: calcium ion binding.
CAUCAAUUCAAUCUUAUAUUUUUAACUUUCCCAAGUCAACGGAAACUCGAUCUCGAUCCCAAUCAAAAUGGAUUUUCUUCAUCAAACUUGAGCUAGCUGGCGAACAAAAGUUGAACGGCAUGCUCCUACACAACCAAGAUGCCUACAGAAGCAAAGUUUUCUUCAACUAUGAGAAGCGCCUACAGUUGCAUAGUCCACCCGAAAAGGUUUUUGAAUACUUUGCAUCUUGUCGUACUCCAGAAGGAGAACUACUAAUGAAGCCUGUGGACCUAAUGCGAGCAGUUGUUCCUGUUUUCCCUCCAUCAGAAUCCAAACUUGUAAGAGAGGGAUACUUGAAUGGUGAAAGAAGUCCUGGCCAUUUAUUCUGUCUCCCUUCAGAAUUUUUUAUGCUUUUUGAUGUAGACAACGACGGACUUAUAUCUUUCAAAGAGCAUAUCUUUUUUGUAACUCUGCUUAGCAUCCAAGAAUCAAGUUUUUCUGCGGCAUUUAGGAUGUUUGACAAGGAUAAUGACGGGGAGAUAGAUAAGGAAGAAUUCAAGAAAGUUAUGCAAUCAAUGCGAUCUCAUACCAGACAAGGUGUUCAACACAGGGAUGGACGACGAACUGGCCUAAGGGCCAAUGCUUCUGUAGAAAAUGGAGGGCUGAUGGAAUACUUAUUUGGUAAAGAUGGAAACGGACGCCUCACACACGAUAAAUUUGUGCGGUUUAUAAGAGACUUGCAUGAUGAAAUUGUGAGGCUGGAGUUUGCUCAUUAUGAUUACAAAUCUCGAAAAACUAUACCGGCCAAGGACUUUGCACACUCCAUUGUUGCUUCUGCCGACUUGAGUCAUCUGGGCAGGUUGCUUGAACGGGUUGAUGAAUUGAGCAAUGAUCCACGGUUUAGGGAUGUACGCAUAACAUUUGACGAGUUCAAAAAUUUUGCAGAGCUGAGGAAAAAAUUAUCACCAUUUUCAUCAGGCAUUUUCAGUUUUGCAGAAGUACAAGGCCUGUUAACAAGAGAUGAUUUUCAGCGAGCUGCAUCACAUGUUUGUGGCUUAUCUCUCUCAGACAAUGUGGUUGAGAUUGUUUUCCAUUUGUUUGAUGCAAAUGAGGAUGGAAAUCUGAGUACGGAGGAGUUUGUUAGUGUGCUACAACAUAGAGAAAGAGACAUUGCUCAACCUGUGGAAACAGGAAUCAUGGGUUUCUUGUCAUGCUGCUGGAAAUUUGCGCACUGUCAUCAUACCUCAGCUGGGGUUCAAUUUAAUGAUAUUUGUUUUCGGAAAAUUCCAGUGACCACUGAUUUUCAUCGAUCUUAAAAUGGUUUGCUUUGGAAUGUGUAUGCAUGUAACGCUACUACCAGGCUAUCUUCAACCAAAACGACAACCAUUACAAUUGUCGGAUUAUAUAGUCUCGUUAUUGAAGAGUCAAUUCAAGGUAAACAACUAUUGACCAAGAAAAAAAAAAGUACUAACCGGGGAAUUAUAGUGCACGCGGGUCACAAAAAAGAAGGAAAAAGAAAACAAGAUCAGGUGCCUAAGUAGUAACUUCCUAAACUCAACUAACACUUUUACAAUAGAACAUUCAUAGAAUUUAAAGCUCCGUUUAACUUAACUUACUUAACAGUGUGUUUUAAUUGCUCCAUAAACAUUUUAGAUUAUUUUGCAUGUGCAAAAUUGUACUUCUCAGCCUUUCACCAAGGUGGGUGGUAAAC